This is a messenger RNA of Aureobasidium pullulans EXF-150, 2960 nucleotides long. RefSeq lists its product as uncharacterized. Bases 1 to 2688 code for a protein of 895 amino acids. The record is from RefSeq and is a predicted model, not a curated record. NCBI's taxonomy places the organism in Eukaryota, Fungi, Ascomycota, Dothideomycetes, Dothideales, Saccotheciaceae. The transcript is spliced from 5 exons.
AUGUCCAAAACCUACUCUGACAAGGAUACGCGGCGCACGAAGUCUCCUGAGUUUCAGACGGGAAAGAAACGUCCUCACGGCGAAGCGACGAGCAGAAGCCCUGCUCCCGAAGAUCCCGACGCGAAACGUGUGAAAACAGAACCGAACAUCAAAGAGGAGAAAAUCCCCACCGAGCCUAGGCCACCAAGAGCGAUAGGUGGAGGCAACCUGCAACUCUACGAUGGUGAGGAAUGUUACAGCGUGGCCGUCCACGAACCUCUCCAAGACCAACUUACAGUCAAUACCGAAAAACACCAGCAGGCUGUUAGGCACGUCGCAGAGAUUGCCCGUAUGGUCAGCAAAUGGUUAGACCGAUAUCGAGAAGAAGACGACCAACUUGCGAGUUUUGCAGAGUGGUUCAGUAACAAUCUAACGGCCCCCGAGAUCAAGCUUGUUCUGUUUGUCCUCAUGGGAAAAACCGGUCAGGGCAAGACAUCGACACUGAACAGCUUGAUCAGCGCAAAGCAGCUUGCCCGUGCGGGAAAAGGCGUGAAGAGUUGUACUCAAACCGUCAACACAUUUUCACACGGAGAGCAGAGUGAAAAGUUCUUGGUCACCAUAUUUUUGCUCCCGAAAGAUAAAAUCAGGAACAUGGUUCAGAAGUGUGCCAACGACUUGGUCACACAUUUCAAGCAUGUCCACAGUGCAGCAGAUCAGUCAGAAGACGAGGAUGAAGAGCAGGAAGAAGAUCCUAUCGGCUCCGCAUAUCUGAAGAAGGCUCGUUCGGCACAGAUAACUCUUCGUGACCUGUUCCUCCCCGACGACGACUCAGACGCUCUCGAGGACAUGGAGGACUGGGCCGAGAAGAGAGGCCUUCUUUCCGCAACCAGUGUCGAAGCCCCAGCCGAGGCUGUCGACAAGCUUGUUGAAGAGCUAGAGGCACGCGCGGUGGCCAAUGACUUUAGCUUGAAUACAGGCAAACUUAUUAUCGUUGCAGAGAGCCAAGGAGAACUGGAUGGAAAGACUCGGAUUUUCACUGAUCGAGGUGGGUUUGCCCCCGUCGUUGACACCAUUGAAACCCAGCUGUUCAAUGCCUGGAUGAACCAGGGUAUCAAGCUCGUUGAUCGUCCCGGAACAUCAGACAAGAACGAGUACAUGCUAGACCACGCGGCUAGCGUGUCCAAGACUUGCACUUCAGAAGUUAUCGUUUCCGAACUUUCGCGCUGUCUUUCAAAUGACGACCUGGAUGCGACCCUGAUCAAAGCCAUACGUGAUAAGGGCCCUGCGAAUGUCUGUUUGGUACUUACCGGACGCGAGACGAUGGAGGAUCUAUCGGAGGAGAACUGGAAGCCCGACGAAAAGGCCAAGCUCAAAACGAUGAAAGACGAUCUCAGAGCUCUUCAACCCAACACCGUGGAACACAAGACCCAGGAGGAUCUGAUCACCAAACACAGAAUCGUUGUCCGCGACCGCAUCAUCACCAAUUACUUCAGCCAGAAAAGAUACGCUGGCAUCAAGGUGGUGACGGUUUCUAACUCCGACUACGAAAAGCACAUCACACCCGGACACGCUAUGGGCAAGCCGUUCUUGUCCGUGCUGGAGACCAGGAUCCCGGAGCUCCGGGCAUGGAUGUGCGAGGCACCCGGUAACCUCCAAGUUCGCAGAUUUGCAAUCUAUCUUCACGAGUUUAUUCGAAAGUGUGCUCGAACCAGGAUGUGGACUGAAAAUGCCGUCACAGUCCGGAGAGGAGAGGCUUCUAAAGCCUACGAAGAGAUUGCCUAUAUGCCUCUCGCUACGUAUCAGUCGGAUCUGGAUAGAGCGGCUGACUCCUACCAUUCCGAGAUGGAACAUCUGAAGAACUCGAAGUGGGGUGGGAAGGCAUUUCAGACCAUCGAAGGAUGGAUGUCAAUUAACGUGCGAAGAGUGACUGCUGUCUUGAAGAAUUCAGGACGCUACACUCCUCCAAAGAAGAAGUCGGAGACUGAGAUUCCCGCCACAAUAUCUUUCAACGGGGACCUUCUCAAGGUUGCUGAAAUGAAAAUUCGUGCCAAAGAAAACAUCAUCAUCCAGCAAUACCACAAGAUCGAAAAACAGCUCGUCACAGAUUUGCGCGCAAAGUUGACCGAAGUGGAUCGUACUCUUGUCUCGCAGGACCUCAUUGGAGGUUCAGACAAAAAAGGAUUCUCGUCCUUUGUCGAACGCGAGGGAGAUACAUGCAUCCGCGGUAUCAAGGCAGAUGGUCUCGUCCUUGAAAAGGAAGUUCGAAUCCUCAUCGACUUUUGUUUACGGGACGAAUCUUACGACGGGACUAAUUCCUCCGCAUUCAUCCAAGCAAUGCACCAACUCUACGAAAAGGCGAUGACGCAUUGGAAGCCGGGUUCCAAAAAGGUCCCUCCUGGUGGAAUAAGUAAAGCUCGUCUGAGACACGUCAGAGAGAAUGUUGUUCUCAGGAACGGUCCUUACUCUGCAAUGUCCGAUGAGAUUCGCAACAGACUGAAGGCUUCUUUCAUUACGUGGGCACGCAAUGUCCAACAGCGCCUGGACGAGCUCUUUGAAACGAUCAAAAAGUAUCUCUUCUCGUCCUUUGAGGGAAAGAGGAUGCCUGAAGAGAAACGUCUUGUGGUUGGUAAGAUCAUCAAGGACAGAAUGACAGAAGCCCUUGACAAGUUGGAACCCGAGCUCCAGCCUUACUUGAAGCACACACUCUAAGUCUUCGAGGAAAAAAAGCUCAAAGCCAGAAAGACUUGGUCGGAAAGAGAAGAGAAGAGGCACAGAAGACAAACAAAGUUUCGGACAACACGGGCGAAAGGAAAAUCGCUCCGCUAGUUUCGUAACUACGAAGAACGACUCGAAGGACGCAAUCCCGAUUUCUGACGGAAGCGCGUAGGAGCAGCUUAGUCUGCUGUCUUACUGCCCUGUCUCUUCGCGUACUCUCCGAACUAGAACCUGUUGAAGUUCGUCGUACAGGCGUUCACCACGAG